Molecule: messenger RNA, 4203 nt
Organism: Aspergillus bombycis
Lineage: Eukaryota; Fungi; Ascomycota; Eurotiomycetes; Eurotiales; Aspergillaceae
Exons: 8
Coding region: 1-4203 (1400 amino acids)
Biological process (GO): positive regulation of transcription from RNA polymerase II promoter by galactose; DNA-templated transcription
Cellular component (GO): nucleus
Molecular function (GO): RNA polymerase II cis-regulatory region sequence-specific DNA binding; DNA-binding transcription factor activity, RNA polymerase II-specific; zinc ion binding
Source: RefSeq, a predicted model, not a curated record
AUGGAUCCUAAGGGGGGACCUCAAAAGCGCAGAUAUACGUUGUCUAACCUCGCUCGUAGGAAGCGGCUGAAGAUACCCAUCGCGUGUGGUCCAUGCCGGCGCCGAAAGGUCAAGUGUGAUGGGGCUCGACCAGCUUGUUGGAGUUGUCAACGGCGCGCAAAGCAGGCGGAAUGCGUCUACAGUCAGAAACCGGAUGAGCCGGCCACGGCGCUAGAAGAAGAGGAAGAGGCAGAGGCAGAGGCAGAGGAGGAGAGACGGUUAUCGCCGUUAUUGUGCAAUCCUCCGGAAGACGUUGUCGGAGUUUCAAACCAAUCGAGAAUCGUUCGCAACAACUAUCAUCCCAGGACAUUCUCUACUCACCGCUGGUCACCUAAAGUGACGAACUCUGUCCAUACAUGUGGCUCGGGAGGCGCAAUUCUCCCUGCCUCUACAUCGGCCCCUGUUCCUGGUAGCAGCUCGUCCGGUAAGGGUACGAUAGCGACGCAUUCAUCGAGGUUGGUGGAUAGCCCUGCUUUCACCGAACCCACUGGAACAGAUUCGAUGAAUGGGGUAACGGGAGACCCAACGCGCACUCCGGAAGUCUUCGGGAGUAGUAGCGCAGGUUCCUUUAUGCGACAAAUCCAGUCGGCGAUCAAUGCUCGAUUAGGAGUUGUGCAUGCAAAUCUGGCCGCAAAAAAUGAAGCUGCAUCACAACAGUCCCACAGUCAUCUGGACUCUCAACCUUCUUCGUCGGGCUAUGGAGAGUCAGCCUUACUCUUGCUCCCUCCACGAGGUCUUGCCGACAGCCUGAUGCGAGCCUAUUGGGAUAACAACUGGUCCCUCUAUCCCGUUAUCGAUCGGGGUAAGAUUGAGCCAACGUAUGAGUCGCUCUGGACGGCUCACACUGCGCGCAAUUAUCCGUUGAUUCCAGUCACUGUUAUCAACCUUUGCUUCGCGAUUGGCUGCUACUACUGCGAGCUCCUCCCGCCUCGCGAAAGGAAAGCUACCAGCGACGACUUUUUCGCACGCGCGGAAUUGCUAUAUAAGAAGACUGGAGAGGCCCUGUCCUACGAGCGAGUCCAGUGUCUGUUACUGUUCGGGAUAUAUCUGCAGAGCACGACUUCCGUCUCUAAAUGCUGGAUGACUGUAGGCCAGGCGGUUCGUAUGGCGCAAAGUCUUGGGAUCCAUUUGACCCACCAUGAUCAUUCCCGAGAAACAGCAAGUCAAAGGGCGUAUCAACGUCGCACCUGGCACGGGUGUGUCUGGCUAGAUCGUGUUCUCUCAUCCACCCUCGGCCGUCCGGGUAUGAUCCCCAAGUGGCUAUUCAACUCUAUCCCACUACCAUCCAUGAUCGACGAUGAGUUUCUGGAUGCCCAAACGAUAGGCUCGCCUUUCCGACCCGAUGGACGACCGUGCAAGAUGGCAUUUUUCGUGAAGGCCCUGGAGCUAUAUCAGAUUCUUGACGAGAUUCUCGUCGACCUCUACCUCAAGAACGCCAAGGAUGAAGGUAUUGAGAGCAAACUUAUACGUAUUCUACAAAUCGACGGCAAAUUACAAGCCUGGAAUAAGGCCCUCCCCGAGCACCUCCACCCGCGACAUGCUGCCGAAGGCGAUGAGAUCCUAAAACGACAAGCCAUAGUCUUGAGAGUUCGGUUUUUGCACGCACGCAUUCUCCUCUUCCGUCAAACCGUAAUCUCUUACUGUAUGCGCGGUUCUACUGCGGCUGUGACUGCAGGUUGUUGCACAGAAAACAAGCCAGAUGACUCCUCCGACGAUUUCAGUCUGUCUGAAGUAAUGCUGGCGCAAUGUGCCCGCAUCAGCUUCCGCAUUGCCCAUGAGCUGAUCGAAACCUUUGACCGCCAUCUUGACCGGCAAACCUUACUCGGUCCGCUGCCCAACUGGUGGUAUUCCGUCCUCUAUGUAUACAACGCUACGAUGAUGAUUCUCGUCGAGCGCUUCCUAGAAGCUAAGGAGAGUGCCUCCGACAGAGUUGAAUCCAAGGCCGAACGGACAUGGCAUGCGGCACUCCGGGUCCUAAAGUCGUACGGGGUCUUAGCCGACUCGGCAACCCGAUGCGUCGCAGUUCUGGAGAUCUUUUUGGAGAAGCUUUUCCUCAGCAACAGCAACAGCAAUAACGGCAACAAUGAUAGCACGGACACGGCGGCUGUCGCCACCGCCCAACGUGGUCUGGAUGACUACGACUGGGAUGCCAUGUGGGCCAUGUCGAACUCCUUCGGUCAGGAGUUCAGUCUUUCGGAUUCAAAUUUAUUUCCGUUUACGUUUGAUGAUUUUAUCUUGUCGGAUUUGCUGUCAGCGCCGUCGGGGCAGGAUAGGUGUUGGACCUGCAAGGCCCGAAAGGUUAAAUGUGAUGAGAACCCACUGGGCUGCGCGAGCUGUGCACGACUCGGCGUAACCUGCGGUGGAUAUGAUAUUAAGCUGCAGUGGAUCUCCUCAGACGCAGGUCGUCGGCCCCACAGAGAUCUUUCUGCACGGAUAGGCAGGAGGCGAAUUGGUGCAGGCUGGACUGGUAUCCUUCAAUUCAACGCAGACGAAAUCGAUGAAUUCCUCCUUAGAGUUAAUGAGGCUGAUCGAGGGGUAUCGACAACACAUGGCCCGUUUUCAGUGUUCCCUGUGGAUCGCAACGGUAGCAAUCACGGGGCAUCUCCCGCUUCAUCAUCCGAGCAGGAACUAUCGCGGGAUUCGAAUGGUGCAGCUCCCUUAGUGAGCUGUCUGGAAGGGUCAGAAGAUGAAUUAAACCCAGAUGGGUCGAACUAUAAGAUCCCAUCGUCACCCUCAGGUUCCAGCGUUAUCCCGGUUGAUACUCUAUCACCACCCUCAAGGAACGCGCCUACUGAAGUGGAUGAGUAUAGAGAGUCAGACUUCCACUUGCACCUUGUUCACGAUAACGAAGCAUUGCAGACGCUUUUGCCAGAGGAUGUCAACAACGUGGAUACGGACAUUGUACUAAACGCCACAGUUCCGUUAUUACAGCAACCGCAAAUGUUUCUGUCGAGCAACAGGAAGACCAACGAACUCUUUCACCAUUAUGUUGCAAAUGUCGCUGAGAUAUUGCUACCGGUUUCGCACCCAGGAAAUCCCUAUCGAUCGUUGUAUGCCCCGGCAGCACUCGAGGGAUCUCUGUACUUCGAGUCUGGCCUUUUUGAUGCAGCACCGAAUAUUGGACUCUGCAUAUUCCAUUCACUCAUUUCCACAUCCGCCUUCCAUCUACAUCGGUGCCAUGGCUUUAACUCCGAGUAUCAUCGCCUGGGUAUCAUGCACCGGCAAGUUGCACUGCAGUCCCUGCAGAUGGUCUUGAUGAAAGAGGUGCCAGUGCUUGACUAUAAGACCCUUUUGGUUGCACUUCUUUCUAUGGUCACAAUUGGAGUAAUGGAAGGAAGUAUCAUCGAUUUUCGUGUUCAUCUUCAGGGGAUAUCGAACUUUCAAGCUCCUCGCCGCAAAUGGCAACUAAUAAGCGCAGAUACCCGUCAGCUAAAUACUCAAAGUGCAUUUUUGAAUCUUCUUGCACGCACUACCUCUCCUUGUAUUCCAUCACCUUGGGUGGGAAGCAGAGACUCGCGGCACAGGGAACAUGAUAGUCUGACUGCAACGAAUAGCCGCUCCUUCUGCCAUGAGUUCACGUACGGAGUCACGGCUGAUAUUGCGGCUGCUAUCCUGGAAACUAUUACUCUGUACGAGUGCUUAGAAUUCUAUCGCGAGGCCCAAGAAUCCGCUCCAGAUGAUCUUCUCCAAGCAUGUGAAGAUCUUGGCGAUCGGCUGCUCUCCUGGACCUUGGGCUCUGACAAGGUUCCUUCUUUCAGUGACAAGCGUGCGGAUGAGUUCGAUAUCUUCAAACAUCAUUCCCACGCAUGGCAUGGUGCCGCCCUAACAUUUUACCUAAACUGUAUCCAAGGCGCCAAAGCUCAAGAUUUAGUAGAUGAGGUUGCCACAGUCGCAUCUCACAUGCUCGCUGUUGAAGAAAUAAAAUCAAGGCAUGUCACCAGCCAGAUGGCUCCAAUCAGUUGGCCGGCCUUUAUAGCAUCAUGCUGUGCAUUAGAUCGAGAGCAUUGGGAAACAUGGUGGUUGGAGGUGCAAAAGUACGGGAUUGGGAGUAUUCGAAGACAAUAUAGCAUUGUGCAGGAAAUAUGGUCUGAAAUGGAUACCGAUCCAUCUAAAGGGUGGUUGCAGAUUCUUCACGAGCGGAAUAUUCAGGUUCUAGCUGCCUGA